Messenger RNA from Eruca vesicaria subsp. sativa (arugula), 808 nucleotides. NCBI's taxonomy places the organism in Eukaryota, Viridiplantae, Streptophyta, Magnoliopsida, Brassicales, Brassicaceae. The record is from the annotation of a GenBank genome assembly.
CUCAAACCCCAAAACCCACACAAAUUAAAACAAAUCAUAAUGAAGACUUGUUUUCUCGUUACAUUCCUGUUGGCUGCAGUUGUCUGCACCCACGGCCUUGAAGCGGUGACGGACUCCAACGGAAAUCCAGUUAAGCUCCGUGAAAAAUACUUCAUCCAGCCGGUUAAGACCGAUAGUAAUAACGGUGGUGGUCUUGUUCCAGCCCCCGCCAACAUAUUUCCGUUUUGUCCACUUGGCAUCACCCAAACACUUCUUCCGUACCAACCGGGCUUGCCGGUUAUCUUCGACUUUUAUGCAUUUUAUGUCGGCAGAGACUCCCUUGACGUAUCUACCAAUACAAACAUCAAGUUCGAGUCCAACAUCUGGCCUGUAUGCAACGAGUUUUCCAAGUUAUGGGCAGUCGAUGAUUCCUCAUCCGCUGCCAAGGAGCCUGCCAUUAUCAUCGGUGGUGUAGAUACGGCCCGAAAUAGCGCCUUUAAGGUAGAAAAAGCUAGAGAAGCAAACACUUACAAGUUGACCACCUCAUACGGAACCGUUGGAACCAUCCCAGGGGCUUGGGGGGGUGCACCACAGCUAAUUGUCACCAAUGAUGUGGCUAAGACCUUAUUCGUCAAGUUCGUGAAGGUUAAUGAUGAUGCUACUAAGGCUACUACACGUGUUGAGAAGUUAGGUCUAAGGAUGUUCCCAUUCUACUAGUGUCAAGAUCAUGUAAUAUUGUAAAAAGCCUCCAUGGCCAUGAAUAAUGGGUUGAGAUAGUAGCCGCACGCAUGUUGUUUCGUAAUAAAUCAAAUAAAUUGUGUUUCCCGCG